Molecule: messenger RNA, 903 nt
Organism: Suillus plorans
Lineage: Eukaryota; Fungi; Basidiomycota; Agaricomycetes; Boletales; Suillaceae
Exons: 13
Coding region: 1-903 (300 amino acids)
Source: RefSeq, a predicted model, not a curated record
AUGACCAUAGUUUCAAACGAUCCCACUUGGUGGCCGUCCAUCGAUGCAUACCGUUUUGCCAGCUAUUUUGCAGUUGCUGCCUUUGUUGGGGUGAUGUAUGAUUGGGCACUUACAUUCGGACAAGAGGUCGAAUUGAUCUGGAGGCAACGCUGGUCCCUAAUGACAUUUCUGUAUCUCAGUGUGCGCUAUCUUGGAAUCUUAUAUGCUGUCCUGGCCGUCCUGAGUAGCGUUCCAACCAUCCCGCUGACAGAUACAGAUUGGACGUCUACUUUGAUAUUUCCAAUGCUGUGGGUCAUUAUGAUCACUCGCUUACAUGCCAUGUAUCAACGAUCCAGAAAUAUGCUGAUAUUUCUCAUUGUCACCUUCCUGGCUGACAACAUUUUUAACGGAGUGGUCAUCAUAAUGACAACGAUGCAUGCUUCAGGGGAGGAACUCAUUCUCUCCGGUACUUAUCAGUGCUCAAUUGGAUGUGCAAAAGAUGGCAUACUUCUGAUUUCUAUCACUUGGAUACUUGCCACCGUGUGGGAGGUCCUCGCACUGUGUCUGGCAGUCUGGAUUGCAGUAAAACACUUCCGUGAACUGCGACAACAUUCGGCAGGAGGAAUUAUUGGGGACUGUUUUACGGUGGUUGAACAUGGUAGCUUUGUUGCUGUUUCUAGCUCCGAGCUCAUUAUCAAUUUCUCUCCAACAAUCUCAGAGGACCUAAAUCCCAUAGAAACUCGGGCUUUUUAUGGCUUGCUUCAAAUUUUGAACGUUGUGCAGAUGUUUGUGCUGGGACCACGCCUGAUCCUUGGCGUUCGAGAAUAUCACGCCAAGCUCAUGGCUGACUCCGACGCAGUAUCUGGUAUGACCUCAAUCGCUUUCCAGGAGCGCAUGCAUAUAUUGACUGGCCAUGGUGUGUAA